AUGUCGAAGGUUCGCAAACCCUCCACACCAUUGAGAUCUGGUUCAGCUGCUGUGAAGAAUGGCUCUGCCAGCUCUUCAUCUAAACUUAAGCAGCUGAGCUUGAUGUCUUUCUUCAAGCCAGCUUCCAAACCAGAUUCUGAAAAGACAAAAGAUAGUGCCAACCCGACCAUGACUCAACCUCCGGCUUCAUCCUCGCCCUUGAGAGCCAAAUCGGAACAAUCAAGACAGAAUCUGAACGAAGCUUCAGAUACGUUGAAUACUUCUGUAUUGGCCAGUGAAGCUGAUUCUCAUUCAGAUAAGGAAAACGAAAACCAAAUCAUGUCCGAACACAACGCUCGAAAGCCCAAACCGUUGGCCGAGAAUCACCUCAAUUCAAGUCCGUUAGUCAAACGUCGUUCUGCAUCUCGUAGCGUCAGCUACGCUGAGUCAGAUAGCGAAGACGAAGCUGUCAAUCAAACAUCAAGGAAGAGGAGAAAGGUUAUAGAAAGUGAUGAUGACGAAGAGGAUGAUUUCAAACCGGCUGAAGAAGAUGACGAUGACGAUGAUAUGAGCGACUUCAUCGUUGAUGAUGAUAAGGAAAGUGAGCCUGAGAUAGAAGAAGAUGAUGAAGAUGACUUUGCAGAAGAGACGCCAAGAUCUAAGAAGUCCAAGUCCAAGUCAAGUUCGUCCUCAUCCAGAAGCUCUCCUUCAAAGGAAUCUUCUAUUUCCAGUAACGUUCUAGGCGAUAAAUUCAAGGCUGGUUCCUCGUAUAAAGCCACUCAACCUGCUACUAAGCCAAAAUCUAUUACUCCAGUUAAAACAACUCCAAAGAAGAACUUCUCCAAAGAAAACGAAGAGAGAUACCAAUGGCUCGUAGAUGUCAGAGAUGCAGAAAAGAGAACUACAGAUGACCCCAACUACGAUCCUCGAACAUUGCACGUACCCCAAUCUGCUUGGUCGAAAUUUACUGCGUUUGAAAAACAGUACUGGGAAAUCAAGUCUAAGAUGUACAACACUGUAGUUUUCUUCAAGAAAGGUAAGUUCUACGAAUUAUACGAAAACGAUGCUACGAUUGCCAACACUGAAUUUGAUUUGAAAAUAGCUGGCGGAGGACGGGCCAACAUGAAGUUGGCGGGCAUUCCUGAGAUGUCGUUUGAGUACUGGGCAAAAGAGUUUAUUAGCCAUGGAUACAAAGUCGCUAAAGUUGAUCAAGUAGAAAGUCUUUUAGCAAAAGAGAUGAGAGGUGGCGGUACUAAAGAAGAAAAGAUUAUCAAAAGAGAGUUGACUGGUGUCUUGACCGGGGGCACCUUAACUGACAUGGAUAUGAUCAGUGAUGAUAUGGCAGUAUACUGCUUGAGUGUCAAGGAAGAAAUCUUGGAUGACGGAAGCAAAAUCUUUGGUGUUGUGUUUGUAGAUACUGCUACUUCUGAAGUGAAUUUCAUUGAGUUCCCAGACGAUGCCGAAUGCACCAAGUUGGAAACCUUGAUUACGCAAAUCAAGCCCAAAGAGAUCUUGUGUAUGAAAGGAAACUUGUGUUCAAUUGCAGUGAAGAUAUUGAAGUUCAAUGCACAGGGACAUCAAAUCUGGAACCAAUUGAACCCAAUUUCUGAGUUCUGGGACUAUGAUACCACCUGUGAGAACUUAGUUUCAGCCAAAUAUUAUGAUGCCGAGGACUUAGAUGAUUAUUCUAACUAUCCUCCGACAUUAAUUGAUUACAAAGACAACCAUAAGGUUGCAUUCGGUGCAUUUGGUGGUUUGCUUUUUUAUUUGAGGUCAUUGAAAUUAGAUAGCAGUAUCAUGACUUUGGGUCAUAUUUCGGAAUAUCAGAUUUCUAAGAAUUCAAGUACUCAUAUGUUAUUGGAUGGUAUCACCCUCAACAAUUUGGAGAUAUUAAGCAACUCUUUCGAUGGCGGAGACAAGGGUACGUUGUUCAAAUUGAUCAACAAGGCUUCCACACCAUUUGGGAAAAGAGCAAUGAAGUCAUUGGUAUUACACCCACUUAUGAAAAUCAAUGAAAUUAAUGAACGAUAUGAUGCCAUAGAAUACUUGAUGAACGAGGGCCUUGAAUUGAGAAGUAAAUUGGAACAAACAUUGACUUCCUUGCCAGAUUUGGAGAGGCUCUUGGCUAGAAUUCAUAGUAAAACUUUGAAAUUCAAGGAUUUCUUGAAAGUAGUAGAAAGUUUUGAAGGUAUUUCUAAAUCAUUAGGGCCAUUGCAUGAGUUUAUUCCUGAGGAAUCAGGAGCUUUGUUCAAACACUUGAAGAGCUUUCCAAGGGAACUUCCAGAACUUGUUUCUCAGUGGGACGAUGCAUUUGACAGAGAAGAAGCAAAGAAAGACGUUGUUGUCCCAACUGAGGGAGUGGAUGCUGAAUUUGACGACUCACAAUGUAAAAUGAAGAUUUUAGAAGAUAAGCUCGAGCAGUACUUGAAGGAAUACAAGAGGACCUACAAAUCUCAUGAAGUGGUCUACAGAGAUUCCGGUAAGGAAAUCUACUUGAUUGAACUUCCAAACAAGUUGGUCAAGCAAGUUCCAAAUGACUGGCAACAGAUGGGAUCAACUUCUAAGGUGAAGCGAUACUGGUCGCCAGAAGUUAAGAGAACUGCAAGAGAAUUGAUGGAACAGCGUGAAUUGCACAAGAUGGUAUGUGAAUCAUUGAAAAGUAGAAUGUACGAGAGAUUUGACGCACAUUAUAAGACGUGGUUGAAAGCAGUUCAUUCAUUAGGUAAGAUUGAUUGCAUACUUGCAUUGACUAGAACUUCUGAAACCAUUGGGUAUCCAUCAUGCAGACCAGAGUUUGUUGAUUCGGAAAAAGGUCAAAUUGAAUUUAGAGAACUCAGACAUCCUUGUUUCCUCGCAAGCUCUGAUUUUAUUCCUAAUGAUGUUAUCCUUGGAGGAUCAGAGGCAAAUUUUGGAUUAUUGACAGGAGCAAAUGCUGCUGGUAAAUCAACCUUGAUGAGAACAACAGCUUUGGCAGUGAUAUUGGCCCAGAUUGGUUGUUUUGUCCCUGCGUCGAGUGCCAAAUUAAGCACUGUUGACAAGAUUAUGACUCGUUUAGGGGCUAAUGACAACAUCAUGCAAGGUAAAUCUACUUUCUUUGUAGAAUUAUCAGAAACUAAGAAGAUCAUCAGCAACGCGACUACAAGAUCGUUGGUCAUUUUAGAUGAAUUGGGAAGAGGUGGGUCUAGUAGUGAUGGCUUUGCUAUCGCGGAAUCAACUUUGCACCAUUUGGCAACGCACAUUCAACCGCUAGGCUUCUUUGCAAUACACUAUGGUACGUUGGGAUUGUCGUUCCAAAAUCAUCCCCAAAUUAAGCCACUCAGAAUGGCAAUCAUAAUUGACAACAACUCUAGAAAUAUCACAUUUUUGUACAAACUUGAAGAAGGUACAGCUCCAGGCUCAUUUGGUAUGAAUGUAGCUUCCAUGUGUGGUAUAGCGAAUACCAUUGUGGAUCUGGCAGAAGUGGCAGCCAAAGAAUACGAACAGACGUCGAAGUUGAAGAAGACUCAUAAGAAUAACAGCCUUGGUUUAGGAUUGCAGAGUGACUUUUCUUGGUUUGCUCAAGGUCGGACCUCCAUUUUGAGUCUGGAUAUUUUGAACUACAGCGAGGAUGUCAAGCAAGGAGCUCUCUCAAGUAUUUUUGGAAUGAUCGAAAAGUUAUAGCACAACAUUGUAUAGUAGAAUAAAUUCGAUUAUAAUCAGUUUU
Scheffersomyces stipitis CBS 6054 is the source of this 3682-nucleotide messenger RNA. It is a transcript of the gene MSH6, whose product is annotated as mismatch repair ATPase. The transcript has 2 exons. The coding region runs from base 1 to 3639 and encodes 1212 amino acids. Lineage: Eukaryota; Fungi; Ascomycota; Pichiomycetes; Serinales; Debaryomycetaceae. Gene Ontology annotation, molecular function: ATP-dependent DNA damage sensor activity; mismatched DNA binding; ATP binding. Gene Ontology annotation, biological process: mismatch repair. Gene Ontology annotation, cellular component: nucleus; MutSalpha complex. The record is from RefSeq and is a predicted model, not a curated record.